AUGCCAAUCAGACGAAGGGAGUCAUUCUCAGCUUCAGGGCAACCCAACACGCCGGAUGCGCCAAGCCGGCCUGUUGUUGCUAUCACGCCGUCCCAGAUACCGUCUUCCACAGAUCCCCAAUGUCAUGCACAGCUCCAGACCUCUGUCGACCAGGGAUCGGCCUCUCCUGAAGCACCACACAAAACGCGUCCUCGAAUGUUGCGCAACCUGCAGGGGGAAAGAGUCUAUGUGGGCAGCGCUGCGUCGCUAUCCUUCCUGCAGUUACUGCGAGAUACAGUCACCCAACAUAUAGGCCCAUCACAGUUCUCACACAAUGUUAGAUUGGAGGACAUGCUCGAAACAGAAGCGCCCAAGAAUGUCUCGCCGGACUUUGAAGACCAGUUGGAUCUCGAGCAGCGUCAAGCCUUGCUUCAAGCAUACCAGAUUGCAACAAGUAGCUUCCUCUAUCUGAUGCGGGAUUCGGAAUCGAUGCAGCUUCUACAUAAUCGGCGCUCCGACACCAGCCAUGCACAAAAUACAACAGCUCUACUCGACAUCAUGAUUGCCAUUGGCGCACAGUCGCAUAAGCACGACCCGACGAAAGAGCAAAUUGAGCACUUCUUCUUUGCGAGGGGGCAACGCCGGGCGUUUGUCAGCAUGCUGGAGAACCCCAGUCUAGAGAUGGUAUGCUUGUUUCUGCUGAUGUCGUUCUACAUGCUUGGUGCGUGUCGCAGAAAUGCUGCUUUCAUGUAUCUUGGGGUGGCCGCUCGAGCAGCUGUGGCGCUCGGUCUACACAUCGAUGUCUCUGGUUCGCUACCGGUCAACGAACAGCACCGAAGCUCCAUCCUCGGGCGACCCCCCGCAACAGCGUCACUCCGCUGGGAAUCAGGAGCCAGCAUCACUGAGGCAGUACAGCACAAUGACCUUGCCGAGGAAGGACUGGUGGCAUUAUAUAAUCUCGCCAAAAUUCUGGAUGAGACGAUCACUCGCUUGUACAGCGAAAAGGCAGCUUCAGCGCAGGCCGCCGAGUCGAUACUGGAGAAGCUUAAGCGGUGGAGCGAUGGUCUGCCGGAAUCUUUGCUUGCGCCCCCAGGCACGGAACAGGAAUGUCUUGCUGCUCAGGACCGUGUCAUAGGCAGCUUGCACAUCGCCUGUUCCUACCACUUUGCCGUCAUCAUAGUGACGAGACCAUUCCUGAUAUCAGCCCUUGGAGUCCGGCUGGCCCGAGUACAUGACAAACUCGCUGAACGAAAUCUGGGCGACGUCUUCUUAGAGAACCCCGUACAUUCCCGGCUGGCGCUCGCCUGCACAGACUCAGCCCUUUACAUGCUUCAAACUUGCCUGGAGAUUCAUCGUUCCCAUUUACUCCUAGGAAACAUGUGCAUCCUAAAAGCCUUCAUCUUCGCUGCAGCUCUCGUUGUCGGAUUUUCGCUCUUCUCGCAAAGAGACCCAAACCCCGAUCUCGAAGAAGCCUUCACUGGCGCCAUCGACAUCCUCCACAUGUUCUCCCAGCAGUCCGCCCAAGCGGGCCACUACUACGAAAUUCUCACGUUUCUCCGCAACGCUAUCGCCGAACAACGCCAACGACUCUCGAACCAGGAUCAAAGCAGCAAAAGCCAAUAUGUGAGCAAGCUUUUCAGCUUGAAUGGCCGUAGGGCAUCACGCCAGACGGAGGGCGGGAGCACCGGUAAUCUGGCCACACUGACGAGUCCCUUUGAUAUCAACAGCGUCCCAUUGGAAUGGGAGGGCAUGGAGCUACCGUUGUGGGAUAGCUUCCCCUUUACAGAAGAAACACUUCCGCUGCAAGACAGAACGAGUGAUAUGAACCCACUGUGA
Aspergillus thermomutatus is the source of this 1815-nucleotide messenger RNA. RefSeq names its product fungal specific transcription factor domain-containing protein. The record is from RefSeq and is a predicted model, not a curated record. NCBI's taxonomy places the organism in Eukaryota, Fungi, Ascomycota, Eurotiomycetes, Eurotiales, Aspergillaceae. Gene Ontology annotation, molecular function: zinc ion binding; RNA polymerase II cis-regulatory region sequence-specific DNA binding; DNA-binding transcription factor activity, RNA polymerase II-specific. The transcript has 5 exons. Gene Ontology annotation, cellular component: nucleus. Bases 1 to 1815 code for a protein of 604 amino acids. Gene Ontology annotation, biological process: positive regulation of transcription from RNA polymerase II promoter by galactose; DNA-templated transcription.